ACAAGGCUUGAGCUGAGAAGGAAAAAACAAGUGAGUAUUGCAGGAUAUUCUCACAGGAUGUGUAGCAGAGCAGAGAGAGAGAUGCAGCUGUAGUUCAGUAUGAAUGAGUCUCUCUACAGCAGAUAACAGCAGCACAGGAGCAGCACACCACUGACAGCAUUAUGGGGCCUCGUCUGUGGAUCCUGAUGCUCAUGGUGACUCACAUCACAGCGUUCAGACGUCCACGAGAUCUUUCACCCUGUCAAGUGUUCCAGGAAGAUGCCAACUGCAGCAAUCUGGACCUCAAAAGCAUCCCAACGCAACUGCCGCCCACCAUCCACAUGCUCGAUCUGUCACGUAACCUUCUCCAGAACCUCACGGACGAUGUUCUCUUGGCCUACUCCAGCAUUCAGCAUCUCAACCUUCACUCCAACAAGAUCCAGUUCAUCCAGCCGGGCCUCUUCCAGGCCUUGAACCAUCUGCAGGUGCUAGAUCUCUCCAGGAACUUUCUUGACCUUUACGCUGCUCUGAAAACACCCGUUGGGCCGCUCACUUCAGUACAGCGCCUCGAUCUCUCAGGAAAUGGCCUGUUUACUGAUAUGAGCGGCUACUUCCUGAGCGAUGCCCCAGCCCUCACCAACCUCUCAUUAGAUGGGAACAGCAUUACCAAAAUCCGCAGAGACACAUUUAAUGGAACUCAAGCUCUGAGAAACAUCGACUUACAUAAUAACGUUAUCAUAGAAAUCGAAGAAGGUGCCUUUGAGUCUUUAAGCAAUCUCUCUGAACUUGAUUUAUCCGUGAACUCCAUUUCUUGUAUCAUGGAUUUCAACCUCUUCCAGCUCAAAACGUUGAACCUGAGCCAAAACAGCAUGACCAACUUCCAGACCAUCGACUCAGAGCUUGAGUUUGAGCUGCUGUACUUGGACUUGAGGGAAAAUAAGAUAAUCUACUUCCCUGUUCUGCCCCGAAGGAACAAGCUCAUAUAUCUGGACCUGUCCAGAAACCUCUUGAGAAGUGUGAACUGCUCAGGUUCUUUAGAAGACCUGGAGAAUCUGAGGGACAGUGGGUAUCUAUUGACUGAUCAUGACAAACACAUUUCCUGCAUUAGUAAGAGGCAUCAAGAUCUUCCAAGAUUGCUGUACUUGGACUUGAGUUACAACCAGCUCAAAUCAGUUCCCUCCUCGUUCUUCGGCAGUAUGGAGUCUUUGGAGACCCUCAACAUAAGCAAUAACUGUUUGGAGAGCUUCAGUGUGGACUCAGAAAGUCCUCUGAACACUCUUAAAACCCUGGACAUCAGCUUCAACAAUCUGCACAACCUGUCAUUCGGGGAGAGGACACUGGCUGCAUUGGAGGUGCUGCACCUGCAGGGGAAUGCUCUUAGCACAUUAGAUGGCAGUAUAUUCUCAAGGCUGCCCAGCAUCCGCAGUCUCCAUCUUCAGCAGAACCAACUGAGCAUCUGUUCUUCUCAAUUGGAUCCAGCAAUUGGCUGCGUCUUCUUGUCUCGCAUACCCACCUUGAGCUAUCUUUACCUCUCCGACAACAACCUCUUUUCCAUUCCACAAAGUGCGUUCCAGGGCAGUCCACUGCACAUCCUGGACCUGUCUCUGAACCCUGGCGUAGAGGUCAGUCCUCUGUUUCUCUCAGGUUUGGAGACCACCCUCUCCCAUUUGUCUCUGAGGGGAAACCAGCUCCAAACGCUACCAGUCGACUUCACCCACUUCCGAAACUUAAAGUCGUUAGAUCUGUCAGUGAACCGGCUCUCAGGUUUGUCUCUGUGGAGCAGAGACUCUUCCGUUGAGUCGCUGAACUUGCAGAAUAACAGUCUGGUGACGCUCUCUCCCGACACGCUGCAGAAAGCACUCAGGAUUUUGUACGUGGGAUCGAACCCGCUGAGCUGCUGUAGAAACCAGCACCUGCUCACGCUCCUGCAGCAGGACAGACUGAUGGUGGCUGACGUCUCCAACGUCACCUGCUGGUACACCAAAGACUCGGAAAACUUGGAGAUCAGCAUGAGUGCUGUGCAGCCGGAGCACUGCAAAUCUGUGGAUGCUAAAGUGUUAUUGAUUAGUGUGAUUGUUGUGUUAGUGCUAGGACUGAUGCUGGUAUUGACUGUCGUCAUGAAGCUCCUGUGUCACUCGAGAAGACACCGAUUCAACAGAGGCAUCAAAGCUUAAAGCAAAACUGAAGGACAAAAGAGGAAAAAGAAACCAAAGUACUCUCACCUGACUGUGGUGCCGCUUGCAUGACUGCAACCGCAUCAGCGGGUUUCAGUAUGGAACGCGUGGGUCUCUGGAACAAAAUGUGAAAUGCAGAACACUGAAUGUGUGGAGCAGAUUUUUGGACACAUUUUAGUCUGGUCAUCACCAUUUGCAUUCACAUAAAAUUUGACAUUGUAAUUGGUAUUUAUAACACAAUGUAUGGUUCAUUGUUGUAUUUAUGACACGCAAAUGCAUGCAGAGUUUACUGAUGGAGCUUCAAGCCAAAAAGAAUCAACACACACACACACACACACACACACACACACACACACACACAAAACAUACAUGAAAACCCAAAGAACAAGAAGUAGGGGCCAUUCACAAUUCUUGCUCCCAAAAGCGGCCAUAAACGAAUGGAAUGCAGUGUUCUUGACAAGUGUUUUUUUGAAAAGUUGUACUUCUUUUAACUUGAAAUGGUCUCUUAAAAACACAGUCCUCAUGGCGCAAAAUGCUUUUCAACGGUCAGAUAUGUCUGUCUAGUGCAUUUUUACAUAGAUCAACAAUAUUAAAACAAGUGCAGUCCGCUGAAAGCAUGCACAGGGUUGACAACUUUACGGCACGUGAAUAUGGGAUGUUUGAGCAUUUUGAGCACUUAAAUGUGGCACCGGGUCCCCUAUUUUGCCGCUUUGAUACGGGACGGGGUGCCCUUGAGCGUUUUGCUGCUUAAAUAAGGGACAAGAGACAUGUCCGCUAAUACGCGAUAGUUCGCAACCCUAGUCCUGUGUGAACGGCCCCCUGAACAGCAAUACUGAUCAGAAUGAGCUCAAAUAAAUAGAAACAUGAUGGAUAAUACUGCGGUUUGGUAAAAGUUUGUCUAGUAGGAUAUUUUCAGGAAUAACACUACACUUUCUGGAUUUGUAUGCACUUUAAUGGUUUUGAUUUGUGAAUAUGGAAACAAAAUGUAACUGUAAUAUUUUAGGCUAAAUGCUUAACAUAGUGCAAACACUAGAGUUACAAAAGAUACUAACAGUGUUCAGAGGGGUCGAGGUUAGUUUCACUGGAGAGAGAGAGAGUUCAAGAGCUAGACAUGUGAUUGUAGAAGUGUUUUAAUCUAUGUUUUUAUAAGAGUAGGGUGUUGUAUGUUGUGCAUUAGUAGAAGGCAUCUGAUUGGACAUGAGGAAGUGUUAUUGCAGGACAUCUGCAGUAAAGCAUGUAGCUUGUUUUUGCAGUUUAAGUGCUGCAGGAUCACUUUCCUGUUGUUGAACUUCAAUUCAGACCUCGAGCAGUGUCAGUUUGUGCUGCCUAAAUCAUUUCUUCAUUAUAACUCAACCAGUUACAUUAAAUUAUGUUAAACUUAGAGACUGGCAUCAGGUUUAGCUCCACUUUGGGCACAAACACACCCACCGGCGCUGCUGUUUGAUCAUUCGGCUCUUUUUUUAGAUCUUUCCAGUGCAGACAGAAAUAAGUUUGACCCUGGAGUCUAUAUCAGGUGUUGUGCAUUCACCGCAGAUAAAGAUAGGCAGGAAAUCCCUGUUGAAGGAAGCGUACAUCAUCACUGCAGAUAUUAAUAGCGGUUUGUUUCAUACGCUGUUGACACAGUAAUGAGAAAUACUUCCUCCUGUCAGUCUGAGUCACAACCCCUUCUGCUUUUUAGCUACACAUAGUUGCACUGCACACUGAAACCUGCAAAGGUCACGCGCACGCGCGCACACGCACGCUUGCACGCACACACGCACACGCACACACACACACACACACACACACACACACAUCAUUAGUGCUUAUGAGCGGCCACUACACAUGCAUAUGAAAUGAAGGAACUAUUACCACAAUGUUUGUACAAUGAACUACUGUAGAAAUCUAUUUAUGAACUAUUUUUGUAAAUAAAAGUUCUAUCACAC
Molecule: messenger RNA, 4078 nt
Organism: Myxocyprinus asiaticus (Chinese sucker)
Lineage: Eukaryota; Metazoa; Chordata; Actinopteri; Cypriniformes; Catostomidae
Product: transforming growth factor beta activator LRRC32-like
Exons: 3
Coding region: 162-2153 (663 amino acids)
Molecular function (GO): protein binding
Source: RefSeq, a predicted model, not a curated record